Molecule: messenger RNA, 2656 nt
Organism: Schistosoma haematobium
Lineage: Eukaryota; Metazoa; Platyhelminthes; Trematoda; Strigeidida; Schistosomatidae
Product: Mechanosensory protein 2
Exons: 8
Coding region: 243-1274 (343 amino acids)
Cellular component (GO): plasma membrane
Source: RefSeq, a predicted model, not a curated record
UUUUGCUUUGUUCUGGUUUCGUUUUAGUUUCGACAUACGUUUCAUUUAUUUCUGAACUGUAACCAGCAACGAACUUCAUCUUCUAACACAAUCAUUUUCACUAUAUAUUUUAAUCACACAUCUGUGGGAGACGGAUAUUAUAUAGCUUUUUUUGGGAAAAUACAUAUUGUUUUUACCUAUUCAUUUGAAAAGUUUUAUAAUAAAAUAAAUUCGUAAAACUGGCUUCACCUAACACAAAUCACAUGAAGAAGAGGUCAAGUGCUGAAUACAGUGCGGUCCUAUCAGAUGCUACUGGAGAUUUGGGCUGUUUUGGUUUUAUUCUAUUAGGGUUAUCCUACUUGUUGGUAAUUGUGACAUUUCCCCUUUCAUUAUGCUUUACUACUCGGGUCAUUGCUGAAUAUGAACGAGCAGUUAUAUUUCGUUUGGGUCGAAUACUUCCUGGUGGUGCUAAAGGUCCAGGUUUAUUUUUCGUUGUACCAUGUAUGGAUCGUAUGCGUAAAGUGGAUUUAAGAACAGUAACAUUUGAUGUUCCACCACAAGAAGUACUUACUCGUGACUCUGUAACUGUUGCUGUAGAUGCUGUUGUUUAUUAUCGUAUUUAUAAUCCAGUUGUUGCAAUUACAAAUGUUGAAGAUGCUGAUCGAUCAACUCGUCUUCUUGCAGCAACUACUUUAAGAAAUGUAUUAGGUACAAAAAAUUUAUCUGAAAUUUUAUCCGAACGAGAUACAAUCUCUGGUAUGAUGCAAACCAUGUUGGAUGAAGCUACAGAUCCUUGGGGUGUGAAAGUUGAACGUGUUGAAGUUAAAGAUGUACGUCUUCCUGUUCAAUUACAACGUGCCAUGGCAGCAGAAGCUGAAGCUGCUAGAGAAGCUCGAGCUAAGGUUAUUGCUGCUGAAGGUGAAUGGAAAGCAUCACGUGCAUUGAAAGAAGCUGCAGAUGUUAUUACAGAAUCACCAUUUGCUGUUCAAUUAAGAUAUCUUCAAACAUUAAGUACUAUAUCAGCUGAAAAAAAUUCUACUAUUAUAUUUCCAUUACCAGUUGAUUUAGUGACACAUUUUAUGCAUAAUAAUCAUGGAUCAAAUAAUACUGUCAAUAAUAAUAAUAGUCAAAAUAAAACAAAAAUUACACCUCCACCUCGUCUAAAUAUUGGAACUAGUUCAACCACUUCAGGUGGAAUCAUGACAGUAGUACCAUCAUUAAAUGAAUUCACAUCAUCAACCGUUAAAGAUCAAUCAGUUAUUGAUAACAAUAAUAAUAAUCAAUUCAAUGUUUAAAUAGUCAACUGAUUAUCAUGAUUAGAUGGAUAAAUGUCAACUUGAAUUGUAUACAAUACACUUGAUAUAUAGAUCUCUAUCUAUAUCCAUAGACAUAUAUAGAUAUCUAUCUAUCUAUGCAUAUGCAUUUACAAGGUGUAAUCAAUCAAUCAAUCAGGAAAUCAGCUGAUUACAGCAUUUACUUGACUUUUUUUUAAAUGUCAAUUUUACUUUUAUUUUGAAUUCUUUAAUGUUUACUGAAUUUGUAUGUGUUAACAAGUGAUAUUUGUGAAUAUCCUUCACAUACAUAAAAAAAAAUCUAACCAACUAGUAUCCAUGUAAGUUUAACUAAAAAAAUUUAAAAAAAAAAAGAACCUUCAGUAUAUUUUCUCAUUUAUCUGUUUGUAAUAUCCAUGUUAAACUAUUCAACUUGAAUCAAUUUCAUUGAUCUGGAUCAUUAUCAUCAUCAUCAUCAUCGUGUUCGUUUAUCAGAUCAUCUUUAUCUUCUUUCAUUUCAUGUUAAUCACUACAUCAACAACAUAUUGUUCUCAUAUCUAUAUAUGUCUACAUUUUGGCAUUUCAUUCUAGUUAUUAUAAAUCGAUCUUUAUUCAUAAUUAAUCUGUAUGGAUACUAUUCUUUUGAUUCAAUUUAUACUAUCAACAAUGAAUGUUUAUGUACAUAAUUUAUAUUAGACUAUCAUCAUCAUCAUCAUUAUCAUAAUCAUCAUCCAUGAAAUGAUCACUUGAAGAUCUUCCAUAAUGAUUAUUUAUUAUUUUUUCUUUCUUUCUUUCUUUUUAUUUAACACAUAAUUCAAGCAUUUCUCAUUCAUAGAUCAUUGAUAAAUUGAUAUAUAUCUAUAUAUAUCUAUAUAUAUAUAUUGAUUUUAUUGAUUAUUAGGUGAUAAAUAUUGAUCUAUUAUAUAACACUAAUCAAUAAAUAAUGAUUUAUAUUUUGUGAAUAAAUUAACUUUCUCUUUCUUUUUUUUUUCUUUUUCUAAUCAUUACAAUCACUUCAUAAAUGAUGAGUUUCCAAUUAUAUAAUGGAAUAGUUCUAAUGGUCUAAUGAUUAUUCUCUUUAAGGUUAACAAUUCGAAUCUCCCAAAUAUUCAAUCAUCAUUUAGUUUAUAUAUAUAUAUAUAUAUAUAUAUAUAUAUAUAUAUAUAUAUAUAUUGAAUUAUUCAAGUAAAUUCUAUUCAACUAUUGAUCAAUCAUGUUUAUUAAUCAACUGAUCCCCUUUUUUGCAUAUGUAUGUGUAUGUGUGAGUGUGUGAGUGAGUGAGUGAGUGAGUGUGAAUAACAUUGAAAUCAUUAUCACUUCAUAUUACAAUUAUUUACAUGUAAUUAAAACAAGAUUUAUCUCUCUGUCUCUCUCUCUCUCUCCCUAUAUAUAUAUUUAACAUCACG